CGUGGGGGGGAGGGGGGGAGAGAGGGAAUGUCUUACCUACUCCACCUAUCUAUGUGAUCGAUAGAAGGGAGCGGGAGAGAGCUAAGAGGAUAAUUCGGCGUCGAAGGAGGGAAGGAGAGAGAGAAAAGGAAGGAGGAGGAGAAGAAGAAGAAGAAGAAACCCGCCGCUUGUGGUCGGUUUGAAGGGAAGAGAGACGGAGAGAGAGAGAGAGAGAGAGAAAAAAAAGGGGAGCGGCGGCGUCAAGAAAGUCGAAGGGAAGGAAGGAAGGAGGAAGGAGGAGGAAUUGAGAGAGAGACCAGAGAAGUGCUUUGGUUUUGCUGCUGGACCUUCCACAGAGAAUGAUAUGAGACUCGAUAGAAGAAGACAAUGCACACAGGCGGAGAGACCUCAGCAUGCAAACCUUCAACUGUUCGGCUUGCACCCUCAUUUUCAUUUCACGCUGCUGGCCUUCAAAUGGCUACGCAGGUGCCUCAUUCCCACCAGCAAUAUAGUGAUCGUCACCAACAGACUAUAAAUGACCAGCAGGUGCCCGCACUUUCCUACACUGACCAGCUUCAGCCAGCCAUAACUAAUCAGGUGAUGCCUGAUGUUGUCAUGUUGCAAAGGCGAAUGCCCCAAACCUUCCGUGAUCCUAUUUCUGCUCCACUAAGAAAACUUUCUGUAGAUUUGAUCAAAACCUACAAACAUAUUAAUGAGGUGUACUAUGCAAAAAAGAAAAGACGGCACCAACAAGGUCAAGGAGAUGAUUCAAGUCACAAGAAAGAGAGGAAGGUGUAUAAUGAUGGCUAUGAUGAUGACAAUUAUGACUAUAUUGUAAAAAAUGGAGAGAAAUGGAUGGACCGAUAUGAAAUUGACUCCUUAAUUGGUAAAGGGUCCUUUGGACAGGUUGUGAAAGCUUAUGACCGCGUGGAACAGGAGUGGAUAGCAAUAAAGAUCAUCAAGAACAAGAAGGCAUUCCUGAAUCAGGCGCAGAUUGAAGUUCGGCUGCUUGAGCUUAUGAACAAACAUGACACUGAGAUGAAGUACUAUAUAGUUCAUCUGAAGCGACACUUUAUGUUUCGAAACCACCUCUGCCUUGUCUUUGAGAUGCUAUCCUACAACCUCUACGACUUGCUCCGCAACACCAAUUUCCGCGGAGUUUCACUAAAUCUUACACGAAAGUUUGCACAGCAGAUGUGCACUGCUCUGCUCUUUCUUGCCACACCGGAGCUCAGCAUUAUCCAUUGCGACUUAAAACCCGAAAACAUCCUGCUGUGUAAUCCAAAACGGAGCGCCAUCAAGAUUGUUGAUUUUGGUAGCUCCUGUCAACUGGGGCAAAGGAUAUAUCAGUACAUUCAAAGUCGCUUUUACCGCUCACCAGAAGUAUUGCUGGGAAUGCCCUAUGAUCUAGCUAUUGACAUGUGGUCAUUGGGCUGUAUUUUGGUGGAGAUGCAUACUGGAGAGCCUCUCUUCAGUGGAGCUAAUGAGGUGGAUCAGAUGAACAAAAUUGUGGAAGUUCUGGGAAUCCCUCCAUCUCACAUCUUAGAUCAGGCCCCAAAAGCGCGGAAAUUCUUUGAGAAAUUGCCUGAUGCCUCGUGGACAGUAAAGAAGACCAAAGAUGGCAAGAGGGUGAAUAUCAAGAGUAACAUAAAAAAAAUUGGAAACACAGAAUAUAAGCCCCCUGGAUCCCGCAAGCUUCACAAUAUCCUAGGAGUAGAAACUGGUGGCCCUGGCGGGCGCCGAGCUGGAGAAUCUGGCCACACAGUAGCUGAUUACCUGAAGUUCAAGGACUUGAUUCUGAGGAUGCUGGACUAUGACCCUAAGACCCGGAUAGCCCCCUAUUAUGCACUGCAACACAGCUUUUUCAAAAAGACCGCAGACGAAGGGACAAACACAAGCAAUAGUGUGUCGACAAGUCCCGCCAUGGAGCAGUCACAGUCUACAGGCACCUCUUCAAGCACAUCCUCGAGCUCAGGUGGCUCUUCUGGGACAAGUAAUAGUGGAAGGGCAAGGUCAGACCCAACGCAUCAGCAUCGGCAUAGUGGUGGGCAUUACAGCGGAGCUGUCCAGGCCAUGGACUGCGAGACACACAGCCCACAGGUUCGACAACCGUACCCUGUAGCAUUGGGAUGGACACCUGGUGAUGCCACUACACAGGUCACAGUUGAAACUCAUCCAGUUCAGGAGACAACGUUCCACAUUGUUUCCCAACAGCAGAGUGCAUUGCACCACCACCACCCUAACAGCUCCCACCACCACCAUCAUCAUCACCACCAUCACCAUGGACAGCAGGCCAUGAGCACUCGGAACAGGCCGCGAGCUUAUAACUCCCCGACAAACGGUUCCGCUGCCCAGGACUCUAUGGAGGUGGGACACAGCCACCACUCCAUGACGUCCUUGUCUUCCUCAAACUCCUCUUCCUCCACCUCUUCGUCAUCCGUUUCUGGCUCCCAGGCUUACCACAACCGGCCAGUCGUUGCGAACACUUUGGACUUUGCCCAGAACGGCACGGUGGACGUUAAUUUGGGCGCAUACACCAACCCCCGCCAGGAGACGGGAGUGUCCGGGCCGCCGGUCUAUCAGUUCUCCGCAACGGCGGGUCCUGGCCAUUACAUGACAGAGGGACACUUGUCAACGCGGCAAGGAAUGGAUAGGGAGGAAUCCCCGAUGGUAGGUGUUUGUGUUCAGCAGAGUCCCGUGGCAAGCUCAUGACUACUCUGAGAUGGGGGGUUGUUUUUGUUUGUGUGUCUUCAAUGGUGGGGGUUUUAAAAACAAAAUAAAAGUGCAUUGAGAACAGUGCUGCUUUGGAACAAAGGAACCGGAACGGACAGGUCAAGAACACAGAGCUGAUUUUAUUUUUAAAUUGAAAAGGAAUUCUGCGAACGGGACUGUGGAGUGAAAGUGCUUAAGACUGAAGCCAUGCCCC
Molecule: messenger RNA, 2905 nt
Organism: Callorhinchus milii (elephant shark)
Lineage: Eukaryota; Metazoa; Chordata; Chondrichthyes; Chimaeriformes; Callorhinchidae
Gene: dyrk1aa
Product: dual-specificity tyrosine-(Y)-phosphorylation regulated kinase 1A, a
Exons: 12
Coding region: 367-2691 (774 amino acids)
Biological process (GO): protein autophosphorylation; positive regulation of DNA-templated transcription; peptidyl-threonine phosphorylation
Cellular component (GO): nucleus
Molecular function (GO): protein serine/threonine kinase activity; transcription coactivator activity; protein serine/threonine/tyrosine kinase activity
Source: RefSeq, a predicted model, not a curated record